Molecule: messenger RNA, 2508 nt
Organism: Ectocarpus sp. CCAP 1310/34
Lineage: Eukaryota; Phaeophyceae; Ectocarpales; Ectocarpaceae
Source: the annotation of a GenBank genome assembly
UUCAACGACGCAGGCCUUAGGCUGCACACCAUUACCACAUGUGACGACUCGGUUUGUCGCUUGUCUUCCAUCUGGCGAUAUACACCCUUUGCCGUUGCUUCCGCUGGGUCAACUUGACCGAGGAAGCAGGUGGAGGAUUCACCGCGUCUUUGCAGCACUGCUGUAGGAACACGAACGAGUGUGGGCACUCCGUUGCGCUACUUGAGAAGGUCCUGCAUACUGCAUACAACAAGAGGUCGUGCAUCACACUCGGGGCGAGGGGGGAAGGGGGUGCAGUUUUUAAAGCAUGUCGGAGAGUGAUGGAGGCGGCGGGACUCAGCACGGCGGCGGUGGUCGCAAACGAGCCAACUCAUCGUCGACGGGGGGAAGAAACAGCCCAUCCCCGCCCAGAAACGCCUCCGUAAGCUCCGCCUCCGGUGCCUCGGUCACCUCCGCGCCUUCUCCGGCCCCAGCUUCGGCCCCGGGACCCACCAGCAAGAAGAAGCAGAAGAAGGGUUCCAGGGGGUCUAGCACGGGGUCCCAGGCCUACACUCCUCCGGCAAGUGGGGUGGUUAUUUCACGGUCUGCCGAAGACUGCGCACCUCAGCUUACCAUGCCUCAUAAGGAUCAGCUGACGGUGACCGGGCACAAAGGUUUCCGCAUGGCGCGGGCGACAAAGGGCGUCUCGAACGGGACAUGGUACUGGGAAUGCACGGUCCUUCCUCCGGAGACGACGGAGGGCCACUGCCGCCUGGGCUGGUCCCUCCCGGCGGGAAAGCUACAAGGACCAGUCGGCUACGACAAGUUCAGCUACGCCUACAGAGAUAUCGCCGGUUCCAAGGUUCACGAUUCCCUCCGCUCGGACAAUUACGGCGAGCCCUGGGGGCCCGGAGAUGUGAUCGGGUUUCUCAUCAAGCUCAAGUCGCCCACACCAGAAGAGAUUAUCGAUACUGUCGGUGCGUCCUCCGACUCCGGUAGGAACGGCAUGACGGCUGCGGCUGCGGCUGCGGCGCUCGCGGCGGGGCAGUCUCCGAGCGAGCUGGCGGCGACAGCGGCGUCGGACACGGCGGCGGGCGACCCCUUCAACGAGAUUCGGUUCUUCAAGAACGGGAGGGAUCAGGGCGUCGCCUAUAGCGCCAUGAAGCCAGGCACCUAUUUCCCGGCGGUAUCUCUAUACAUGGGCGGAAGCGUGAGGGUAAACUUCGGCCCGGACUUCGUGUACCCCCCUCCGAGAUCCCUUGGCUACAAACCCGUGGCCGCCCUUAGGCCGUAUUCCAAGGACGAGAUGAAGUCCCAGCGCAAAGAAACCAAGCGCGAGCGAGCAGCAAGAGGCCUGGAGACGACGACACGCCAAACCGGCGGCGCCCCUCCCCUCCCAAGCCUGAGUGGCAGCACAACCAACAACGUAACCGGCAACAGCGCCUCGACCGCGGGGGCUUCCACCGCAGCGUCCGCGAUAAAUAACAACCCCAGCACCCCGGCUAGCGUAAGCAGUCGGGAAGGAGAUGAGAGCGAGGGCCGAGCUUCGCCGCCCCCCCCAGCGGACGCCGGCGGAGAGGGCGACAAGAGGCUGGAGGCAAGAGACAGCGCUGGAGACGGCAAGACGACGACGCCUUCUAUCUCUUCUUCUCCCACGGGAAAGGGCGCCGAGGGAGAGGUAGUCGGGAGCGAAAAGGCGGCGGCCGUGAUGCUCCCUCGGAAAGACGAGGGUUGCCCCGAGGGGCGGAAAGAAAAGGACGGCGAAGAAACGAGCGAGAAGGGCGGGGAGGAGGCACGGGGCAAGGUUUUCAAGGCGGAGGCGGCGACGUCUGCUGACGGCCAGAGGGGCGGUGGGGGCGGUUCGUCUCCCAUGGAGGUCGAGGGCAAAGGUGUCGAGGGUGAAGGGAAGGCGACGAUAUUGAAUAAGGAGCCUCGGUCCGCGACGGCGCUAGUCAGAAAUAGUGACGCGGGCGAACGCUCGGAAGGAAACACAAUGAGAAAAACCGGAGGAGCGAAGGAGCCGUCAUCGGCCACAGCCACUGCUGCUGUAGCCGCAGUAUCUGGCAAGGAGGCGGCAUCUCCGAUGGAUAUUGACGGAGAGAAAGACGGCGAAAAGAAUAACUAAGCAGAACGCGCCACCGCCUGUACUUUGCCUGUAUCUCCGCGAAAGACUCGUCCACGCCUAGGGGCAAUACUGGUAGAGGAAGAUGUCGCCGGGACAACGGUUUAAUUCUGUGCGAAAGGCUCGAUGGAUCUCAUCGAGGAUUCGCCGGCAGGGGAAGGGUAGGGGACGGUCAUGGUGGCCGGCUACCAGCCACUUGUGCUGGCCUGAGCUGGCGUGACGAUUUUUGCUGCUUUUUUUUCGUUCCGGUUUUCUGGGGAUUCCUCUCCGAAAUGGGCUCGAAAUUCAAGUGAACGUGAGACACUGUACCAUAGACCAAUGCAGUUAGCACAUGUCCAAGAUUGGUUUUGGUCCUGAAUCCUGGCGGAAAGCAUUGAUGGAGGGUUCAAGUGGAGAAACAAAUGUUGUGGAGGGUAAGAUGUUUCGAU